CAGGUGGAGCGCAGGUAGUAGGUGGAGCCGUCGAAGGGCCGGACCACUCCGCUGCCGAAGGUCCUGCAAGCGACUGGUCGCGGCAAGUUGAUUACUUUAUAACACUAUGUGUACAAUAUGUAAGUUAUGUUCAAUUGUACUUACAUUUUUGAGUUUCUGUUGUCGGGAUCAAUUCACUGGUGCCUAGAACUUAACGGAUUUCGAGAGAGAGGGGAAAAAACAAAACAAAAUCAUUUGAAGAUACUCAAUAAUAAGCGGCUGUCAAGAGGAUUUGCAUGUGAAAGAAAUGUAAAGUACCUGCGAGAACUGAUAGGCACGCAGCGAGUGUGGAUUUUUGUGCGCUCAUGUUCCAUGAGAAUUCCCCGCUCCGGGCAACACCGAUGACUACGGAACCAUCUGGCGCCAUGUUUUUAUACCGCAUAAUCGGGCGUAGUUACUCAAAGAUACACCCACUUUCUGUCAAUCAACACAUCAGGAAACUGUUACUUGAAGCGGCGCAGCACGCGGAUUAAACACUGAAUUAGAUUUCAAUAUUUUGACAGAUUAAAUAUUUAUUCUUAAAAAGGUACACACAAAAAACUACAGGCAAAAAAUUAGGUUUUGGAAAUGCAUAGUUUCAUAUUCCUCUACUUUGAAGCUCAUUUAAUUGAAUUUUAUUGAAUUUUCUGUUGCUAUAGAACACGUUCGGAUAGAAAAAGUGAAUCACUUUUUUUUUUACACACAAUUAAAACCAUGAUUGGGUUUCUUUAUCGAUGUAUAUUUAUGUAUAUAUAUUGACGUAUGAGUUCAAAGUUUCAAAAGCGUACCAGGCGUGGGUUGAAUAUUAAUCCUUGUAUUUUGGAACUGGACGCUUAUGUUUGACAAACACGGAAGAGUCCAGCUCGCAUGACACCAGAAAAAAAGCUUCGGGAAAUUAAAAUCGUCGCCCGUUUAAUGGGACGCUGACGUGAACCAGGAAGUAGUUACUUAUUUUAUUUGGGCGUGAAAUCAUCCUCAAGGAUUUUCAUGCCACAGGUUUUGUGCAAUAAUCCCAACAAAUGACCAAUUUUGCUUUAUAAAAUGAGAUCAAAAUGAUGAAAAAAAAAAACAAUGUUCUAAUGCUGAAGCCCUCUGACGCUUGAAGCUGUUGCUAUGGCAACCUGUAAUGUGGUUGUUUGAAACCAUCUUAAUUUGCGAGGUUAUGAUUUUGGAAUGUGCAGCUAAUGCUUCAGUAAACAGAGCUACGAGAUGGUUUUUUUUUUAUCAACAAGGUGGCAGAAGGAAUCUGAAAAUUAACAACCGGGAACUACAGUAGGGAUUUGCCAAUAUUUGUUUUGAAAUCAUUAAACAAAAACUGGAUUUUUAAUUGUCCAGCGGGCAUUCUCGGCCCAACGUGAAGGAGGUUAGUAACUCAUUAAAAUAUCAAAUCACAUUUCCACGUGUUUAAGAUUAACUUUUAAUGAGUGAUGUUUUCAUUCUAUUUUGUUUUAUUAUUAAUCAUCGGGACAGGACACUCGUGUGCGUGUGUGUGUGUGUGGGUGACAUGAACUUCUAUUGGAUUUAAUUUUAUAUUUUGAAAGCAACUCACCCAUGUUUGUGUGGUAGUUAAGACUCAAAGGUCAGGUAUUUUUCUUAUAGUUUUUGUACCAUUUAAAAUUGAAAAUCCCUCUUGAAAAAACACCUCCAAAGUUUAUUUAUGUCUUGUUUUGCUUGUGUGCCAGAGCCAAAUACAUUAUUGAACAUAAUUAAGCGACAAUUAUGCAAAAUUGUGGUGAGUGAAAAUGCUGAGUGGCCAGUCACUCUGGGAAGCAAAAUAAAGCCCUGUUGGAUUUUCAUAUUCAACGCCAUUUAUGUGCAGUAUUUUGGUUUCAGUAGUGGUUCCUUUCUAUAAAUAAAGUUGACGAGUACAAGUGUGGCGGCACGGUGGGAUCAGUUGGGAAAGCGUUGGCCUCACAGUUCUGAGGUCCCGGCUUCGAUCCCGGACCCUGCCUGUGUGGAGUUUGCAUGUUCUGCCCGUGCCUGUGUGGGUUUCCUCCAGGCACUCCAGCUUCCUCCCACAUCUCAAAAACAUGCAACAUUAAUAGGACACUCUAAAUUGCCCCUAGGUGUGAUUGUGAGGGCGACUGUUUAUCUCCAUGUGCCCUGCGAUUGGCUGGCAACCAGUUUGGGGCGUACCUCGCCUCCUGCCCCAUUGAUAGCUGGGAUAGCCUCCAGCAUUCCCCGCAACCCUUGUGAGGAUAAGCGGCUAUGAGAAUGGAUGGACAGGUGGAAAAUUGUGGCGAGUGAAAAUGCUGAGUGGCCAGUGACUCUGGGAAGCAAAAUAAAGCCCUGUUUGAUUUUCAUGUUCAACGCCAUUUAUGUGCAGCAUUUUGGUUCCUUUUUAAAAAAUAAAGUUGCCGAGUAUUAGUGUGUAUCAUCCUCCUCCACAUGUUGGAAACAUUAAAGACAGAUCCAUGUUUAAUUUUGUGUCCUCCCAACCAUGAGGCUUCCAGAAAGUUACUGUAGUUCCCCUCCCCCAUUAUAGCCUUCCCCCUCCUUCGUGGGCCCAAUCACGGCCCAUUACCGGGCUCCGUUUUCUCACUCAGCUGUCCGCACGCUGAUUGUUUUGGCUCCAGAGUCCAUCUGUGUCGUUCGCCUGCAGUUGCGUAGCCAACGCCGCACGUCCGCAGAGAUUACCCGGACCGCGUGUCGGGACCGAUCGAUAUGAGAGCGGGCAGGCGAUAAUGACGGCUAAGUACGUCGGCUGGGUUUGUGAGCAUGAGCGGCAGAAAGGCUUUUCCUGGAAUCCCGCACACUUUUUUAUCAGAAAUAUUAUCAGGAUGUUUCUGACUUAUCUAUAGAUAAAGCAUUUCAAUAUUGGAGUAAUUUAUUGUUAUUACAGAAAAAUGGUCCACCAUUCUUCGUCAAAAUUGAACGCAAUGUUUUACUGUGGAAGUAAAAAGAUACCUCGAUGCAUUAUUUUCAUGAAUUAUCAUAAAUUGCAAAAUACUGUAUUAAUUGCAUUAUUGGACACUCUAAAUUGCCCCAAGGUGAUUGUGGGUGCGACUGUUGGUGUCCAUGUGCCCUGCGAUUGGCCGGCGACCGUUUCAGGGUGUACCCCGCCUCCUGGCCGUUGACAGCUGGGAUAGGCUCCAGCACUCCCCGCGACCCUUGUGAGGAUAAGCAGUGAAGAAAAUGGAUGGGUGGAUUCAGUGCUGUUCUCGUUUUACAGUGUACGUCCUGCAGGUGACAGCAUUCCCACAUUGUGUUACAGAUAACGCCACAAUUUGAUAAACAAUGACAAUAUACAUUUAUUUAAAAUAUUACAUGAUAACUGUUUCAUCUGCAUUCAGAACUUGUAAAAUGUUCAAAUUAUAAAUCGAUGAGUCAGAUUUGAGACUAUUAAUGGAGUUUUGCCUCACGUGCUGUUUCUAUUUUGGUAGCCAUGCACAGCCACAGAGGGACCAGUGACGCCCCCCCCAACCCCUCCCCGUUCCAUCCGAAUCUUGCAUCACACAUUGAAAAUAAGACAUCUUUGCGUCACGCCGACGCUCCCGAUGACGAAGGGAUCCACUCCACUCCUCUUAUCUCCUCCGACCGUCUCACCGGGACCGCAGGGAGGAGAUGCACGCAACUUUGCAGCGCUGUCGCACAGACCGCUCAGUUGGCACGAAAGCCGAGACACGCGUCGGUCCCUGAAGCGCCCGGAGUUGCGCGUCCCCGAUGUCGCGAAAGCAGGCGGACCAUGAUUACAACCUCCGGAGUAUGAGCAACCUGAUGGGGGAGCGCUGGAGGAAAGCGAGCGACGGAGGGGAGCGGAGUCUCAUCAAGGCUCCGUCCGACGCCAGCGUCAGCAGCCUGCAGGUGGCCCCGCCGUCCGCCUCCCCCGCGGACGCCCCAGGAACCUCGUCCGCCUCGACCGGCGACCUGGAGAGGGCUGCGCGCAAGCAGUUCAUGCAGGACGUCACGCCGGGCUUUGUCUACGUCCUGUCCGCCUUCUCCGCCUUGGGGGGGUUCUUGUUCGGCUACGACACCGGGGUGAUCUCCGGGGCCAUGCUGCUGCUCAAGAGGCAGAUGGAGCUGAGCGCCCUGUGGCAGGAAGUGCUCAUCUCCAGUACUGUGGCGGCGGCCGCCGUCGCCGCCCUCCUCGGCGCCUUCCUCAACGGGCUCUUCGGGCGCCGGGUGUGCAUCCUGCUGGCCAGCUUCUUUUUCACCGUCGGCGGCAUCGUGCUGAGCGCCGCGCCCGGCAAAGAGGUGCUCCUGUCGGGGCGGCUCGUCGUCGGAGUGGGGCUGGGCAUCGCCUCGAUGACAGUGCCCGUGUACAUCGCCGAGGCCUCGCCGCCUCACCUGCGGGGUCAGCUGGUGACAGUCAACACCCUCUUCAUUACCGGCGGGCAGUUCACCGCCAGCCUCGUGGACGGCGCCUUCAGCUACCUGCAGCGCGACGGAUGGAGGUAUAUGCUGGGCCUGUCGGUUGUCCCCGCUGUGCUCCAGUUUGUGGGCUUCCUCUUCCUGCCCGAGAGCCCUCGCUGGCUGAUCCAGCGCGGGCUGACCCAGAAGGCCCGGCGCGUCCUCAGCCAGAUCCGAGGCAACCAGAAUAUCGACGAGGAGUACGACGGCAUCAAGAACAGCAUCGAGGAGGAGGAGAAGGACGGCGGAGGAGACGGCCCCGUGAUUUGGCGCAUGCUGACCUACCCCCCAACGCGGCGAGCACUCCUCGUGGGCUGCGGCCUCCAGAUGUUCCAGCAGCUCUCCGGAAUCAACACAGUCAUGUACUACAGCGCCACCAUCCUGCAGAUGUCGGGCGUGCGGGACGACCGGCUCGCCAUCUGGCUGGCGGGACUCACCACCCUCACCAACUUCCUGUUCACGCUCCUGGGGGUGUGGCUGGUGGAAAGGGUGGGCCGGCGGAGGCUGACCCUGGGCAGCAUCGUAGGGACGUGUCUCGGCUUGUGCCUGCUGGCCGUGGGCUUCCUGCUGUCGGCCCGGCACAGCCCCCCUGUCACCUUCCACCCGUUGGACCCUUCCAUGGCCAACUCGACCUGCCUUAAGUAUCAGCUGUGCGAGGGGUGCAUGCUGGACCCCGCCUGCGGCUUCUGCUACCGCGAGAACGGCUCGGCGCUGCUCACUUCCUCCUGCGUGCCGGUCAAUCGGGCCUCCGCUGAGCAGGCGGCGUGGGGCAGGUGUUCGAAUUCCAGCCAUAUGAGAGCGCACACUUACUGGGCCUACAACUACUGCCCCACCUCCUUCUCAUGGCUCGUCUUACUGGGACUGAUGUUCUACUUGGCUGCGUUCGCGCCCGGAAUGGGUCCCAUGCCGUGGACCAUCAAUUCUGAAAUCUACCCGUUGUGGGCGAGGAGCACGGGCAACGCGUGCGCAGCCGGCGUCAAUUGGACUUUCAACGUCCUGGUAUCGCUCACCUUCCUCCACUUGGCCCAGUACUUCACCUAUUACGGGGCGUUCUUCCUCUACUCCGCCAUGGCCUUCCUGGGCUUCGUCUUCGUCUACGGCUGCCUCCCCGAGACAAAAGCCCGCCGUCUCGAGGAGAUCGAGGCGCUCUUCGAGAACCGACUGUGCUCGUGCGGCGCGUCCGACUCGGACGAGGGGCGGCAGGUGGAAUACAUCCGGGUCAAGGGGUCAAACUACCACCUGUCGGACAACGACGCGUCCGACGUGGAUUAGACGCCCGGCGGUUGUGUCCGGGCGCCCUCAAUUUGUUUUAACUUUGAGCCUCCGGUUGACCUCGUGAAUGUUUUGAGUCCACGGCAAAUUUCAAAGUUCACCUCGGACAAAUAGUCGGCGCAAUUGGCCCCCCAUCGAAGGAUAACGUAAAUCUUGGACGCAUUCGGAUUCGUCCCUUAGCUCAGGGGUGGGCGAAGGGUGGCCUGCAACAGUCAUCAUUAGUUAAUUAAGCAUCAUUAAAUGAUCAGAAAUGUAAUUUUUUCACCUUGUCUCCGAAGAAUACAUUUGAAAAAAUCUAUUGUGACCCUCACAAGCACAAGUGUUUUCCCACUCCUGAUGAAUCUGUCGUUUUAACGAGCAGGCAGCCACUAAUUUGACAGAAAGGAUGUCGCAUCGCAGCUUUCAUUGUCCUUUUGUUUCGAGGAACUCACAGCUUCUAUUUUUACAGAGAUGUGAUAGUGAGAGUGGGCAGCUGAAAAUGACAAAACUAGUAGCAGUGAACAUGCUGCUCCCACCCCCAAACCCCCCCCCCCCAACCCCACCACCGGUAAGGAACUAAUUUCUUCUCUUUGGUGUCGUUUCAUUUGCCUGGAACGGCAGCAGGCAGUAGAACUUCAUUUCCGAGUGAAGUAGUUCCUCCGACAUCGAACAUAAUCGUUGUGCCUGCGUGUCGUGACGAUGCCUCAUGGACGGCCUCAGUCUAGAAGUUGUGUAAGAUCCGUAUGUUUUAUUCAUUUUUUUUUUACUUUUGCAUUUCAGUUGUGAUUUUUAUUUCCCGUCUUCCACCACUGCCUUACGUAGAAAUCGAUCAAAUUCACAUGAUUCUCGUGGCAUAAUGAUCAGUGGAUAGAAUUUGGCCUAUUCUAUUGCAAAGGUGUAGAAGCACACCACUGAUCUAAAAAAAAAAAAAAAAAAUGACUGGAUAGCGCAUACAUAUCUAGCAGUGUGAUUGGUUGACACCAUCUUGGUACUCCCAAAAUGCAAGGAGGACAUGGUUUACAGGUUGCAUUAUGGCAGAGUUUUUCUCAAAAUUUGGCAUGUAGAAUUAAAACCGGUCGUGUGAGCUUGACAUUUUUUCAGUUCUGGUAACAUGAAGGAUUUUUUUUAUUCGAUUCGGUAAGCCAAAAAAAGGCGAAGUGCGAAGGAAAGACGUAUAACGCCGUGACGCACAUGAAACCUUGCGUAUUUCCUCGGACCCGAUUUCCGUGACAUGAUAAGUUUUCCCAAAAUACGCUGUGAAGCACUAUCAUCAUAACAUAGCAAAAAAACUAAGCAUGUUUUGUCUGAAAAACAUUAAAUUUUAAAUCAAUCAGUUCAACAUAUUUUUGGAAAUAAGGACUCUCAAUGGGAAAAUACAUGCUAAACGUUCAUUUGUUGUCUCUGCGACGUCCUAUUUCAGACAGAAAAUUUAAACUUGUCAAAUUCAAUUUGCAUGGUUCGGGGUCAAAA
This is a messenger RNA of Syngnathoides biaculeatus (alligator pipefish), 7089 nucleotides long. Its product is annotated as proton myo-inositol cotransporter-like. NCBI's taxonomy places the organism in Eukaryota, Metazoa, Chordata, Actinopteri, Syngnathiformes, Syngnathidae. The transcript is spliced from 10 exons. Gene Ontology annotation, molecular function: myo-inositol:proton symporter activity. Gene Ontology annotation, biological process: transmembrane transport. Gene Ontology annotation, cellular component: membrane. The record is from RefSeq and is a predicted model, not a curated record. Bases 3682 to 5640 code for a protein of 652 amino acids.